Trypanosoma theileri is the source of this 2445-nucleotide messenger RNA. RefSeq lists its product as uncharacterized. The transcript has a single exon. Lineage: Eukaryota; Euglenozoa; Kinetoplastea; Trypanosomatida; Trypanosomatidae. The record is from RefSeq and is a predicted model, not a curated record. Bases 1 to 2445 code for a protein of 814 amino acids.
AUGAAUAGUCCGUUGCUUAAUAAAAACGUUGUGCGACUCCCGCCGCAGUAUGAUGCUUCCGGCUUUCUACAGACGUGUCCAAUCAAUGAACAGUAUCGAAUCCUCGCAGGGAUCUGCAGAAGCGAGAGUCAAUUUCCAUCUCAUUGGCAAACAGAAAAGAAUAAUAAUAAUAAUAAUAAGAAUAUGAAUAAAGAGAGUGAAGUUCACGAUCAAAGUUGGUUAGAAGAAAAGGAUAAUAAUCCUGCUGUAUUUUAUGCUGCUCGCUUGGUCGCUUUUACAAGUGAAUGUGGAUGGCAAAGGUCGCCAUUAAAUAUGUUAAAGGAAGAGAUAUUAAAGAAACAGCAGCAAGUAGAAAAAGAGAGAGAAGAAGAAGAACAAAAGAAGAAGAAAGAAGAAAAAGAAAAACAAAAGGAAGAAACGAAUGAAAUGGUUGAACCGGAAGUAUAUUAUAAUGAAGAGGAAGGAUACUAUUAUGAUGAUAAUGGAUACUAUGAUGCCGAUGGGAAUUAUUACUACUAUGCCACAACGGAAGAAGAAAAUCCAGAAAAUGCGGUGGGGAACGUAGAAGAGAGUUGUGAAGAAAUAAAUAAAGAAAUAAAUGAUGAGAAUGAAAUGGAUAUUCCCUGGAAUAGUGAAGAUCCUUUUGAAUCUAAUAUACCACUCGCAGAUCCUGAUCUCGUUAACACGGCAAGAGAAGAAAGGCCAUAUAAACGUCUCUUCCCAGAUGAAGUGGAUUGGAUUUCUUCACCUUUUGUUGGUGGUGUCUGUGGACUGCGGCGAGCUGCAGCGCAAUUGGAAUCUGCAGUUCCAUCUGUAGAUGUAUUCUUACAUCAAUGCGGUCUUUUAAUGAUGUCGUCAACAGAUAUGCAUAUUGUUUCUCAUCCGCAUAGGAAUGCCAUAUAUAUAGAUACAGAGGAGUUAUCAUCUCAUGGUAUACAUGUUCUUGCGAGUAGACGAUAUCUUCACAUUCUAUAUGUAUCUCCAAUGAAUAAUAAUAAUAAUAAUAAUAAUAAUAAUAAUAAUAAUAAGGAAUUGGAUCUCAUGUCGGCUGUUCUCAACAGUUCACCACAGACUGGUGUGUUAAUGUCUAUUCCACUCCAUCAUAGUGAGAGUACAUCAUCCAAUAAGAUUGAGAUGAAAACAUCAAAAGACUUUAAUGGUCAAUAUACCGUUUCUUAUGGGAGUUUGGGUAAUGGAUAUGUAUUAGUUGAGAUUUACACAGCACCUGCAGGCGUAACAAAGGAAUCCAAUAAUGGAAUAACACUUUCUAUGGUGUUUGGUAUUCCCUCAGAUGCCCCAUUUCGUUCUCUACCACUAUCAUCUCAUCUUGUAAAGAAUUAUGAACGACGAGUUAUGCAUCAUAUGGAAAAGAGUGGUUGUUUAAUGGACGAAUCACUUAUCUCGGAAUCUACAGAAAGUACAAACUAUAAGAAUAUUCCCAUGGAUCCCUCACUUCCUCUCUUUAGUUAUUCAGAAUUACUUCUUAAUGAGAUCCACCACCACAAUAAGGAGAGCAGUGUGGAUGUUCUGAGUAGUUUGGAAUAUGAUGCCGCAAGUAACGCUUUACUUCAUUGUAUGGAACGUGAGAAUGUUGAGCGACAGGCACGAGAAAAGGAAGAAAUAUUUUAUAUGAAACACAAUAUGGAAUCUCCUCGUCAACGAUUUAUACGGGAAUCUUUAAUGGAAGUAAUAGAAACAGAAAGAAAAGCUCGUCAAUCAUUAGAAGAAGAAGCAUUGGUAGUGUAUACUUUUAAUCCACAAACAUCUUUUCAUUUUAUUGCGGAUAGGGUGAUACCAUUUCUGAAUCACUAUGAUAUGAGUGUGAAGAAACUCUAUUCAAAUGAGUCGUCUCAAUGGAAUCGAAUACUUCAACGGUUUACAGAAAUUCAUUCUCAGAUUCAUACAAAUGAAAGACGACGACGGGUAAGUGAACAAUUUACAUUUGAAAGACGAAUAUUGAUAUUGCAGUGUUCACUGGAUUUGGAUAUUCUCAUACAACAAGAAACCACAGCACGUGCGGUUUUAGAACGUGAUGAAGUUAUCAUGCGAUAUGAAGGUCAUCUCUUUCAUUCUUGGAUUGAUAUAUUAGCCUGCAGACGAUUAGAGGAAUUGCAGGAAAGAGAAAUAGCAACAACAACAACUAAUAAUAAUAAUAAUAAUAAUAAUAAUAAUAAUAAUAAUAAUGCCUUAGUUGUGGCUCAUAGAGGAGGAGGAGGAGGGAAUUGUCUACAUCUCAAUUCUCUGGUCUGUGCGGUGGGGAAAACACCGAUGGGGCACUUUGCCGGUUCAUCUCCACAAGAACAGAAACGACGAAACUCCUUAUCUUCUUCUAUACAUUCACCAACAACAGAGGAGUUUAUGCGGGUAAUGACGGAUGGAUAUCAGACUGCAGCUUCGCCUAACCGUACACAUCCUCUACAUCGGGUUUGCCUCCCUUUAGUUUAA